AAAUUUAAAAUUUUCAAGGAAGAACUAUUGGUAUCCCUGGAAACAACCAAAACGUCAAUAAAUAUAACAAAUUUGUUUACUUAUUAUUAUGUCUGAAGAGGAAAUUAAAGAAUCAAAGCCGGUGGUUGCCAGGACACCUGUGGAUAUUCAAAGGAUCAAACUAGAGAAACUAAUGAAAAAUCCAGAAAAAGCUGUGAUAAUACCAGAGAGGCCUAAAGAGAGAGGUGCACCAAUAGUGCCAGACUUUGUUAGGAAUGUUAUGGGUUCUAGUGCUGGAGCUGGAUCAGGAGAAUUCCAUGUUUACAGGCAUUUGAGACGUAAGGAAUAUGCUAGACAACAUUACAUGAAUGAAAAAGCUAAAUGGGAAAAAUUAGAAGAUGAAUAUCAUGAUAAAAUUGAUGAGAAUAAAAGGAAAGCUGAACAAGUAACUGCAAAGAAGAGAGCUAAAAGGUUAAAGAAAAAAUCUAAUAAAAAGAAACCAAAGAUGCAGAAAGCCAAGAGCAGCAGCAGUGAAUCAGAAUCUGAUUCAGAAACUGAAAAAGAAAAUGCAGACAAGGAAACUGAAACAGAGACAUCAAUGGAAACUAAUAAUACUAUAACAAAUGUAGAAUCUAAGGCUGAUGAAGGUGAUGCAAAGCCUUCAGAAAAUGAUAAUAAGAAUGAAAAAGACCAAGCAAAUGUACCUGAAAACGAAACAACGUAAACUCAAGUUUUUUUUUAUAACAAUAUAAACUUAACUUGUUACUAGUAUUUGUAUUAAUAAAAUUUAUUGAAAUUA
Molecule: messenger RNA, 778 nt
Organism: Nicrophorus vespilloides
Lineage: Eukaryota; Metazoa; Arthropoda; Insecta; Coleoptera; Silphidae
Product: PRKR-interacting protein 1 homolog
Exons: 4
Coding region: 89-703 (204 amino acids)
Biological process (GO): negative regulation of protein kinase activity
Cellular component (GO): nucleolus
Molecular function (GO): protein kinase binding; double-stranded RNA binding; protein kinase inhibitor activity
Source: RefSeq, a predicted model, not a curated record